Molecule: messenger RNA, 375 nt
Organism: Dichotomopilus funicola
Lineage: Eukaryota; Fungi; Ascomycota; Sordariomycetes; Sordariales; Chaetomiaceae
Exons: 2
Coding region: 1-375 (124 amino acids)
Source: RefSeq, a predicted model, not a curated record
AUGUCGCCGCUUCAAGAUGUACAAUCCGCGUCUCUAUUUUUGCGCCUUCCCCAAGUGAUCCGACAUACCAUCUACUGUUUUAUGGGCGUCGCAUCAAUUGGCAACACCCCUUACAUCUUUGACCUCCAUGACUUCGGUCGCCAGUUCCUGUUCGACAACAACGACCCAUCGCACCUGGGAGACUUCCACGGCCUCCUUGUUUCUUGCCGGCAAAUCCACAUCGAAGUGGCCGCCCUCCUUUUUUCCGCCAACUUCUUUGUCCUUCACUUUGGCGACACCCAGUACUUUGCACCCCUGUCGUUCUUCAUCAGACGUCCUGCCAUCAACGGGUGCGAGAUUGGGGGCAUUGUGAUUGCUGCGUGGAUAUCCGUUUAG